AUGUUAACAUUACCGUUUGACGAAUCUGUUGUAAUGCAAGAGUCCCAGAUCUGCAGAAACUUUUCCAGAGAAAGCGAUGACCCCAAGCAAAUAAAAAAGCCAGAAAUCUUUGCAAAACAGAUCAUGCACCAAGGGACAAGUAUUAAAAGAUCUCCAGCAGAAGACACAGAAAAAGAGGAAGGGGAAGAUGACCGAGAGGAAGAGGACGAAAAUGGUUUGCCCAGGAGGAGAACUCUUCGGAAAAAAAAGAUGACCAAGAUGAGAAUGGAUAGGGUCAAAUUCAGGCGCCAGGAAGCGAAUGCCAGGGAAAGAAAUAGAAUGCAUGGCCUGAAUGAUGCACUGGAUAAUUUAAGGAAAGUGGUCCCUUGUUAUUCCAAAACACAAAAGCUGUCUAAAAUUGAAACUUUGAGGCUGGCAAAAAAUUACAUAUGGGCUCUUUCAGAAAUCUUACGAAUUGGCAAGAGGCCUGACCUGCUGUCAUUUGUGCAAAACUUGUGCAAAGGUCUCUCCCAGCCAACAACAAACUUGGUGGCAGGAUGUCUACAGCUGAAUGCCAGAAGUUUCUUAAUGGGUCAGACAGGAGAAACGGCCCAUCAUACCAGAUCUCCCUACUCUACUUUCUACCCGCCCUAUCACAGCCCAGAGCUGAACACUCCCCCGGGUCAUGGAACGCUUGACAGUUCCAAGUCCAUGAAACCCUACAAUUAUUGCAGCACGUAUGAAUCCUUCUAUGAAAGCACAUCUCCUGAAUGUUCCAGCCCACAGUUCGAAGGCCCCUUAAGCCCUCCCCCAAUUAACUAUAAUGGGAUAUUUUCCCUCAAGCAAGAAGAAGGUUUGGACUAUAGCAAAAACUACAAUUAUGGCAUGCAUUAUUGUGCAGUGCCACCCAGGGGUCCCCUGGGGCAGAGUUCUGUAUUCAGGUUGCCUACAGAGAGUCACUUCCCUUACGACCUACAUCUGCGCAGCCAGUCACUCACCAUGCAAGAUGAAUUAAAUGCAGUUUUUCAUAAUUAAUGAGGAAAGUGAAAAUAAACAGUGGUCAUUCACCUCUCUGUCUAAUUAAGAUAAAGCAGAUGCUUGUGCCCUGGUUAAUUGAUGCAACUCUAUUAAAAAUGUGUUUGCUAGGUUCAAAAGUG
Candoia aspera is the source of this 1136-nucleotide messenger RNA. It is a transcript of the gene NEUROD6, whose product is annotated as neuronal differentiation 6. Lineage: Eukaryota; Metazoa; Chordata; Lepidosauria; Squamata; Candoiidae. The coding region runs from base 1 to 1014 and encodes 337 amino acids. The transcript has a single exon. Gene Ontology annotation, molecular function: protein dimerization activity; E-box binding; DNA-binding transcription factor activity, RNA polymerase II-specific. Gene Ontology annotation, biological process: nervous system development; axon development; positive regulation of transcription by RNA polymerase II. The record is from RefSeq and is a predicted model, not a curated record. Gene Ontology annotation, cellular component: nucleus.